Podospora anserina S mat+ is the source of this 3546-nucleotide messenger RNA. RefSeq lists its product as uncharacterized. The record is from RefSeq and is a predicted model, not a curated record. NCBI's taxonomy places the organism in Eukaryota, Fungi, Ascomycota, Sordariomycetes, Sordariales, Podosporaceae. Bases 1 to 3546 code for a protein of 1181 amino acids. Gene Ontology annotation, molecular function: phosphorelay sensor kinase activity. The transcript is spliced from 2 exons. Gene Ontology annotation, biological process: phosphorelay signal transduction system; phosphorylation.
AUGAGAGUCGCGAUCCGGGAGCAGCUCGCAGCCCUUGUGAUAUUUGCCGUCCUCGUUGCGCUCGCCAUUGUCUCGAUUCCAACAUGGAUAUUUGUCAACAAUUUUGUCAUUGGCGUUGAGUCGGGUGGUCUGCUUCUGACUGCCUCGCUCAAGGCUGCAAGGAUAUCAUCCGAAAUCGAUCUGAUUCAGACAACAUGUCUUACCAUCUCGACGCGCUUGAUGCUGCAACAAGCAUUCAAGAACUAUUAUCAAGGGAAAACCGAACCUGGAAGCGAAGAUCCCUGGGUGGAAGCCGUCGCCGAUCUCAAAAGCGCUCUCGGCAGCUCAGGCUUCUCGGGACUUGUGCAAGGCCGCUUAUACUCGAGGAAUUCAACCGGCAAUGCCAAUGGGCUAUUGAGUAUCACCGGAAACGGAAACGGUGGCCCCAUUUAUCUUCCCUACCUGGGAAGUAACGGCUUGCCGGUUGUGCUUGGAGACGAUACUUAUGGCAACGGCUUCCCGCCCAUGCUCUAUCCAAACAUCAGCUACCGAAAUAACGGCCGGCAACACCAGUUCGUCAACACGACAUCCUUCUCCGCCGAGGUCUUCCCCGGCGUGUCUCUCGGCAACGGAAGUGAUGGAAAUGGCAUCCUGCUUGGCCCUCUAGUUGUCAACUCCAGCUUUGCCCUGGUUUCCAUCACCGUCCCCGUUCGCCAGAACGACCAGCCCCGUUAUAUAUUGGGAUACAUGACACUCGUUGCCACUGCGAAUACCUUGAUAGAUGUCCAGAGGUCUCGGGAAGGGCUGGGUCGCACGGGAGUGGUCCUUUUCAUGGGCUCUACGAACCCUUGGAAUCACUUUGAGAGGCGGGUAGCGGCAUCGAAUGAAACAUGGCAACCGCCGCCGGACGAGUUCUCCAAAGAAGAUAUACACUUCCUCCUCCCACCCCAUCCGCCAGAGGAUCAGGAUGAUCGUCAUGACCAACACAGCUAUGAGUCGGGAAACUUUGGCGCUCCUUUCCCCGUAACUUCUUAUCCCAUGGUUCACGACGUCUUCCGCAAGCAAAACCUUGAGCAUCCCAACUAUGCAAUCAGCGACCUGACUACUACCAACGAACAAGGGCACUCGGUGGCGGUGGGUGCUGCCCGACCGCAAACAUCACUGGUGUCGUGGGCUGUGGUGGUAGAACAAGAUGCAAAUGAGGCCUUUGAACCCAUUCACACCCUCAGGAGCAUCCUCUUGGCCUGUGUGUUUGGCACCUUGGGACUUGUGCUGCUCCUGAUCUUCCCUUGCGCCCAUCUCAGUGUUAUGCCCAUUUUGAGGCUCAAGUCUGCCACAGAGAAGUCGAUCGCCCCGCCAGGUUACGAGGAUGAAGACAGCGACUCGUAUGACGAAGAAAACCCCAGCUCGGGGGGCACAACUUCCGGGCGGCUAUCCGAAAAAACGAUCGUGGGCAAGAUUCGCCGUCACAUCCGCAGACGUAGACGAGCCAAGGCUCGGCAGGGCAUUUCGAAUGAACCCACUCGUCGACAGUUCAAGAUACCAGCACGUGUGGAGGACCGCAAGCACUUUGUGACGGACGAGCUGACGGAGCUUACGCAAACAUUCAACGAAAUGACGGAUGAGCUUUUGAAGCAAUACACCUCGCUGGACGAGAAAGUGGCCGAACGGACCAGGGAGCUCGAGAUCAGCAAGAAGGCUGCCGAGGCUGCAAACGAGAGCAAGACCCUGUUUAUCGCCAACAUCUCGCACGAGCUCAAGACACCGUUGAAUGGAAUUAUGGGCAUGUGUGCAGUUUGCAUGGAGGAAGACGACAUCGUUCGUAUCAAGCAAUCGCUCAAAACGCUCUACAAAUCGGGAGAUUUGCUGCUCCAUCUGCUUGAGGACUUGCUCAGUUUCUCCAAGAACCAAAUUGGGCAACAAGUCAGCCUUGAAGAGCGGGAUUUCCGGUUGGGUGAGGUUCGAUCACAGAUGCUUGCCAUUUUUGACAAGCAAGUCCGGGAGAACAAGGUCAGCUUUGCUGUUAACUUUGUCGGCACCGAAUACAUCGACGGAAACCCAAGUCCAGAACGGACAAGCAUCGACAAACGGCUUCCUGCUCUGGGCCCCCCUGGUGUCGGCAGGUUGAAGGAUAUGUGUCUCUGGGGAGAUCAGCAUCGUAUCUUGCAAGUCAUCAUUAACCUGGUGAGCAACAGCUUGAAGUUCACGCCAGCAGGAGGCAAGGUUGAGCUCAGGAUCAGGUGUCUUGGUGAGAUCGAGCAGCCAAGUGAUGAGAGUAGGACAUCGUCCUUCUCCAAAAAUGGGUCCAACCGCCCGGGACGAACGCGUCAUCGCAUGGGUUCCGGGUCGACACAUUCGGCCAGUUCCAAGGGCGGGCAGUCUCCAGCGUCACCACCACCAAAAACAGAUGGCACGGCGCUCUCCAUCAACCCCGUUGAUCGAAAGGUUUCCACCCACAUUCAAAUCAGAGAGCGCUCACCAACACCUCCACCGCCGAAUGCAAGAACGUACAUGUUCGAAUUCGAAGUGGAAGACACAGGCCCUGGUAUCCCCGAGCACAUGCAGCAAAAGAUCUUUGAGCCUUUCGUACAGGGCGACUUGGGCCUGAGUAAGAAGUAUGGCGGCACCGGUCUGGGACUGAGCAUCUGCUCGCAGCUGGCGACCAUCAUGGGCGGUAGUAUCUCGCUGAAGAGUACUGUUGGUGUUGGUACGACGUUCACCAUGCAGAUACCACUCAAGUACAUUAGAGAUCGUACAGCAUCCAGUAGUAUUGGGUCUCGUCCACAGAGCGUGUCUUCAGCAGACGGGCGCGCGGCUGCUGAGGCUGACCGGCGGAAUUCGCUAUCUAGAGCCUCCAACGACGUCCAGCCUCCGCCAUCUACCGUGCUCGAUAAGCAACCCCGCCUAGUAGGCCUGAGACAGCCAUUUUUUGCGACAAAUCUCACAGCCCGCCCUACUGCAGAGGAUCAGUUGGCCGUGAUUGAUCGCGCCAUGGAAAACAAGCCACCUGAGCAAGGGAAGCUCCGCGUCCUCGUGGCCGAUGACAACUCGACCAACAUUGAAGUUGUCAGUCGAAUGCUCAAGCUGGAAGAUAUCUACGAUGUGACCAUUGCCAAGGACGGGCAAGAAGCAUAUGAUCUUGUCAAAGCCAACAUGGAGAACAACCAGCGCUUCGAUGUCAUCUUCAUGGACAUUCAAAUGCCAAAUCUCGAUGGUCUCCAGUCCACUCGAUUGAUCCGAAAGAUGGGUUACUCUGCUCCCAUUGUUGCUCUGACCGCAUUCUCCGAGGAGUCCAAUGUCAAGGAGUGCAUGGAAUCGGGAAUGGAUGAGUUCCUGAGCAAGCCUAUCCGACGGCCGGCAUUGAAACAAGUGCUCAAGAAGUUUGCCACCAUUGAGGAAGAGCCCGAGACAUCAAGCUUGACGACAAAGAAAACCUCGCCAAACCAGACCCCGGCACAGACGCCAGGCCAAGAGAGCUCCGACCCCCUUGCUCUCACCAAUGGAGACGCCGUUGCACCUAAGGCUAAGGGAACUGCCCAUGGCCCUCGUAUAAAUGGUUCGGCCUGA